Messenger RNA from Caenorhabditis angaria, 568 nucleotides. NCBI's taxonomy places the organism in Eukaryota, Metazoa, Nematoda, Chromadorea, Rhabditida, Rhabditidae. The record is from the annotation of a GenBank genome assembly.
AUGAACCAUUUGAUUCAAAUUUCUUCAAUAACACUUGGAAUAUCAGCUGGAAUUGCUGCCUAUUUUGUAUAUCAGCGUCAAAAACCAGAGAUUCUGAAAAAUGAGGAAAAUGCCGAGGAAGAAGUUGAGGAGGAAGAAGAAGAUCUUCGAAUGAGUGCUGGAAAUGAUUUGUUCAAAAUUGAUGACGAGCAAGUGAAAAGUGUUUUUGAGCGAGUUUUUCUUGAACAAAUGCAAUUGGCUGAGGAUCUUUUGGCUGAUGGUGAGAAUUUUAAAUUUGGAAUAAUUUUUUCAAAACUUUUUUCGCCCAGAUGAAACAGUUGAACGCGGCGCUGUUCACAUGUCGAAUGCUUUGGCAAUAACUGGUGAAACCGAAAAACUCUUGAAUGUUUUGAGAGAAUCACUCUCACUUUCAAGAUAUUCCAAAGUUUUGAAGUAUAUUCCAACUGCUGAUGUUGUAAGUGAUCGAAAAAAAUUGUUGUUGAAAAGAAAUAUUCUGUUGUUUCAGAGAGUUCGCUAUCUUCUUCAAGAUGCUUUAGAAGAUGAAUCUAUCGAGUCAGUUUUUGCUUGA